Aspergillus pseudonomiae is the source of this 1976-nucleotide messenger RNA. RefSeq names its product Zn(II)2Cys6 transcription factor domain-containing protein. Gene Ontology annotation, biological process: regulation of DNA-templated transcription. Lineage: Eukaryota; Fungi; Ascomycota; Eurotiomycetes; Eurotiales; Aspergillaceae. The transcript has 2 exons. The record is from RefSeq and is a predicted model, not a curated record. The coding region runs from base 259 to 1767 and encodes 502 amino acids. Gene Ontology annotation, molecular function: DNA-binding transcription factor activity, RNA polymerase II-specific; zinc ion binding.
CUUGCAAUGACACCACGACAAUUUGUGGGCGUUCAUUCUUUGCCUAUGUGAAUUAUAGGUGCACUAGCAGCUGUUAGCAAGUGUGAUAUUCAUCAAGGUCAUUUAUUGCCCAGCUAGCCAGGGCGCACCUCCAUGCUUGGUCACAUUUGGCCUUUUCUUUCUUCUUUAUCUCCUGGUCUACGACGCCGUCAGGUACUUGCAGCCCCAAUUCACGUCGUUUGCUUUCCUAUGUUUGUUUUGAGAGCUUAGUAGAUUGCCAUGGCUCCUGUGAAAGAGGCACCAGUAUCCAGACAGCGCAGAGCCCAACGGAAACGAUCCAAGACGGGCUGCCGAACCUGCCGUGCUCGCCAUAUUAAAUGCGACGAAUCACCCGGUGGCGUAUGCCGAAACUGCACGUCGACAGGUCGCAUAUGUGAAGGAUAUGAUUUGUGCCGGCUGCCUCAUAAACGAUCUGUUGUAUAUUUGCCCGACUUGGCAAGCCGCCUCUGCUGGAUCAUGAACUCGGACGAGAAACGAUGCUUUUCAUAUUUCCAUCAUCACUCCAUCUCGAGUUUAGUUUCCUUCUUCGACUCCCCAUUGUGGCAAAACCUUGUAAGGCAACUCAGUCACACGGAGCCGGCGGUGUAUCAUGCUGCUAAUAUGCUGGGUGCCGUUCAAGAGGACUCAGAAGAAAAUGGCAUGCGUCUGGCAGGCAUCAAUCUGCAUCGUCCACGACAUCGGUUCGCCCUGGAACAGUCUGUACGAUCGUUUGCUCUUCUCAAUAAACGGCAUGCAUCUCAGGAUCCACAAUUGAAAGAGGCAACGCUAGUAUGUUGUCUGCUGUUCACAUUGUCAGAGCUGUUAUUAGGGCAGUAUACUACAGCACUGCGGCAUCUCCGAAGUGGUCUGCAAAUUUUAAAUGAGGCAGCGGCGGACACACACUGCUUACCAGCCAUAGAUCAGUCUCUGGUCGAAGCCUUUGUGCGGCUGGACACACAAUCAUCGCAUUUCGCGACGGAUGGGCCGCUCUUGCAUCUAAAAAGGGACGCGGAGGAGUGGUCAUCCGGCGAUGCGAUUCCGUUGCCUCGCAAUGUACAAGAAGCUCGACGGGAACUAAACCACGUAUUAUGCAAAGGCAUUCCGUUUCUCUCCGAGUGUUGGGUGCUCUCCGGUACGGAGAUAGAGCUCAACUUUAAUUCACUGCGCCUAACCCAACAGAGCCUCCUUGCUUCUCUAUCUCAACACAAACAGCGACUAGAAUUGUUCUGCAAAAAGUCAUAUGCCAAACUCAAUGCAAAGGAACAACGAGGGGUGGAAAUACUCCAGCUGCAGUACCUGGAUCAGAUCCUGAGUGUUAAAACUUGCUUUUUCAACGGCCCAAUUCCUGGAUAUUUGACACCUGAAUACGUGGCCUUGCUAUCCGCGCAUGAAUCGCUGAUGGCAAAGUUCCCGGAGCGUUCCACUAUCACCUUGGACAAUGGCAUCAUCCCGGGACUAUAUAUCGUGGCAUCCAAAUGUCCUGACUAUCGUGUGCGCUUACGAGCAAUCAGGGCUCUCCAGUCCUGGCCGCAUUGCGAGGGCUUUAUAAAUUCCAACAUAAUUGCUUCUUUGGCCUUGGAGUCUCUCAAACGCGAACUCGUGAAGGUGAACAAGGCCGAGCUGUCACUCAUAGUUGGGGACAACGAAGAAGAAUUGGUCCGCUUCUUGUUUGACACUCUAAGUUGCACAGAGCAGGCUGCAUAUUGGUCAAUCAUUAGAGCUUCAAAGAUUCUGCAGCAUAAGCCAUGAACCACGAAACCCUUCCUCGCAAUUAAUACCUCUUUCCGACGGCAUUCACCGUCAUUAAAAGCUUGACCUCCUGCAAAGGGAUCAAUCCUUUGUCGAUAUAGCAAGGCCAUGAUUGUAUGCUUCUAUAAAUUUAAUGAGGGCAAAUAUCCCGAUAAAUGGUACAUAUAUGCAGUCUAUUGUCAUUGAGAUUCUAUAUAACUGAAUGUGUG